This is a messenger RNA of Phyllopteryx taeniolatus (common seadragon), 6712 nucleotides long. RefSeq lists its product as uncharacterized. The record is from RefSeq and is a predicted model, not a curated record. Gene Ontology annotation, biological process: activation of protein kinase activity; brain development; positive regulation of cyclin-dependent protein serine/threonine kinase activity. Gene Ontology annotation, molecular function: cyclin-dependent protein serine/threonine kinase activator activity; protein kinase binding. The transcript has 2 exons. NCBI's taxonomy places the organism in Eukaryota, Metazoa, Chordata, Actinopteri, Syngnathiformes, Syngnathidae. The coding region runs from base 491 to 1483 and encodes 330 amino acids. Gene Ontology annotation, cellular component: cytoplasm; protein kinase 5 complex.
UAACAUCCCCGAGAGCUCGCGCACGAGGUCCGUGUGCCGGGAGCGGGACUGGGACCCUCACCGCUCCGUUUGGAAGACUCGGGGUGAGGACUUCGAUGAGGAAGCGAGACUCGGAUCUUCGCUCAACGGAUGGGCACUAAAUGAAAGUGUGGAGGUUCGCAUCUUCAAACAUGGAGACGAGACAUUUCAUAGCAAUAUUUCCACGCGCGCCUCGGCUUUGGCUCUAAAGGUGCAGAGGAGGAGGAUGACAAGCGCAUCCCGUCCGCAUGGCCAAAGCUUCUGCAAGAGUGACUUUUUUUGUCCGUUGUGUGCUGGAGAAAAACAAAAGUCUUCGUUGCCGAUCGGUGCAUUUGCAUCUGUGAGGACUUGCGACGCCACUGGCUUUGUAUAGUCUGCUUCGCUCAGUUGCAGAUUGUUUCAAGUCAUUUGCUUGAAGACGAGUGUGAGAGAGUUUGGUCAUCAGUGUCAACAUCAUCAUCUCUGGUGCAUCAUGGGUACUGUACUAUCUCUGUCCCCCGGCUCACGCAAGUCAGGCUACUAUGACAACCGUCCUGGUUCGUUAAGCCACUACCCGAGCCUGAGCAGCCGUUCUCUCAACAGUCAGAAAGACCGCGGGUUGAAGAGAGGUCAGUCCAUCUUCCUCCCGGUGCUCACAUGGAAACGACUCGUGGCCUCCACCAAGAAGAAGGGGAACCCCAAGAAAGGCUCCAAUGGUCUGGUUGGCCUCGUUGACCCUCCCAACAACAACAACAACAUAAACUUUUACCAACGGGAUCCUGUGCUGCACCUCAAUUAUCAGAAUGUGAGGAAGUCUCUGUCGUGUGCCAACUUGACCAGCUACGAGGUCCCGGCAGGACUUGGCCCGGGCCUCGGCUAUGGCUUGGGACUGGGUCAGGGCCACGGAUAUGGCUGCAUGAAACCCCAGCAGCUUUCUUCUGUGAAAAAAGUUCCCCAAGGGACAGUGACCACGUCCCCCAAACGUGUCAUCGUUCAGGCUUCCACUAGCGAGCUGCUUCGCUGCUUGGGCGAGUUCCUGUGCUGCCGCUGCUACCGCCUGAAGCAUCUGUCUCCGUCCGACCCCGUUCUCUGGCUGAGAGCCGUGGAUCGCUCGCUUCUGCUCCAAGGCUGGCAAGACCAGGCCUUCGUCACGCCAGCCAACGUUGUCUUCGUCUACAUGCUGUGUCGAGAAGUCGUGGACGGCGACCUGGUGGCGUCGGAGCACGAGCUUCAGGCCAUCCUGCUCACCUGCCUCUAUCUGUCCUACUCGUACAUGGGCAAUGAAAUAUCCUAUCCACUGAAGCCCUUCCUGGUUGAGGCGGGUAAAGAGGCGUUCUGGGACCGAUGCCUCGCCAUCAUCAACGCCACAAGCUCCAAAAUGCUGCGAAUCAACGCAGACCCUCACUUUUUCACGCAAGUGUUUGCAGAACUCAAAAGCGAAGGGGGCUGUGUUCCACCAGAUUACAGUCGGCUUCUCGAUCGGUGAGAGGAGUUUCAAAAGCACUUUCUUGUUUAUUUGAUGCUCAUGCCUACAGACACAAACAUUCUCCUCCAUCUGCUGCUGCAGAAACAGCCAUAUGUAUUUAUUUAAUUAUUUCAUCUCUUUAUGUUGGUUGCCAAUUCAUGGCUCGAAAUCUGAGAUUUGAAUUGAAGUAUUCACCAUAGAAUUGUUGAGACUAGGGACUAAAUAGAACAUUGACUUCCUCUAAGGCAGAAUAAUCAUGACCUAAUUAUGCAUCCUCAAAUAAACUCAUCUCUGAAAAUGUACAGUGAAACCCCAAAUAUUCGUGGUUCGGUAUUCGCAAAUUCACCCAUUCACAGAUUUUGUGCUCAGGCCUCUGUAAUAAAAGUAUUACUGUAUCACAAUCGUGUGGUAACGAUCUAUGGUGAAAGGCGUUUAGAAGUUUCAUUUGGACAAAAAUAGUGCUUUGCCCAAAUCUUGUGUCAUCUUGGUGUCAAGGAACUAUGUGGAAGUGAGUCGAGGACAUUCAUUUAGGCAAAAUAGUGCUUUGUUGCCUUCUUGUGGCCUCUAAAGGCAAUGAUAAACCUUUUAAAGGGGCGUCAAUUAUUUGCUUUUUGCAGCAGGGCUCGGUCCCUAUCCUCCUUAAUAGCGGGGGUUCACUGUAUGCAAUAUUCAAGAAAUAAUUUUGAUGCAAUGUAAACAGACUAAAAAAAAAAAUCCACAAUUCAUCCAGAUUCUUCUUCAUCACCCCAUGCCCUUUCUGUUUUUGCUUCAUCAUUCUAACAAAGAACGUCACACAAACAACCUCCUAAGGGUGGGUGGGUCAUGAGUGAGUCCCAUUUGUGUUGUUUACCGAGAAAAUCUGCUUGAGUUUACUUGAAUUCAGGAGCCAUUUGCUCCACCUGUCCCUUCAAACCUUGCACAGCAUGUGUCGGGUUCCAGUUGUCUCAGCUGCCUCUCGGGAUCAGCGCAACCAGGCAUCCCUCCGCAUCCUCACGCAUCUCUUUGAAUGCUCAGACCGGAGGACGCCGUUCUCCCUGAGCACCAUCAUGGUGGAUUUCCCGUGGUCAUAACCACAACAUCCAAGCAGAUUGGAUUGACAUUUUCAUCAGAGACUGAAUAAUAAAAUGCGGCACAGACAGUUUAAUCUGCCUAAAUUGGAUAUUCCGGGACAAUGCAGAGCGAUAUUGCGACUGGCGCUGAGAAUGGACCCAGACUGAUGGGAACAGCUGCAUGUCAGUUCCAUGUGAGUCCUGCUGCUUUGUGUGUUCAGGCUUUUGUGGGUCACCUGGCCUGAGGGGACAGUUGCCUAUUUUUACUCGAAUCAAAUUUACCAGUGGGCUUGUCAGUGUUCUCGGAGUGGUAGUAGUUUCAUAGCCUAAUUUGUGUGGACGCAUGUGAGCGGAAGCGUGACCGAGUUGCGUUAUGGUUAGCCGCCGGGGUCAUCAGAUGUUUAGCCCAUCCUGUGUUUCCCUGCUUCUUGUUGACAGCCCGGGUAUUAAUUAGAUUAGCAGAUUACGCCUACCCCGCCCACGUCCCUCAAGACCUCUGCCCCCUUCUCGUCCACUCAAUCAAACCCCUGCGGAGUCCGGCAGCUAAUCCAAGCCACGCUGGACGGCAAGCAUUUAAAUGCCUCGUCAUGUGCUCUUUAGUCGGAAAAAAAAGUGUGACACACGUGUGCUGGUAGCGGUCCAGCAGGAGUCCGAAUUUGGAUCAGCGUCUAAUGAGUAUGCUGAACAUUCUCAUCUGUCAUCCACACCGAGUUCAUUCGUCUCAUGUUAAAUUAUUCCCUGGGAUGAACCACUGGCACUUGUGCUCUACUGACUCUAAUCCCAAAAGUGCAUAUCAAACAUGCCUGCGUGUAUGAGCCUUAUUAGUUUUAUAUGUUGUUUUAGCAAUGGUAUAAUGACCAUGUAUGGACAGAAUGUCAACUUUUAACACAAGUGGGGAAAAAAAAACUUUUAAUCUUCAUCCAUGUAAGGCAAUUGAGAAGCAAAAUAAAAGCAAGGAAAAAUACUGUACAAACACUACAAUGUGAUUUAGUAUUUACAUAAUACAUUACAAUACAUCAUAGCGUAUGGUGAAUACGAGUAACAACUUUUGAUACAUAAAAUUUCAAUGAACACAAUGACAGAUAAUUGUGAACAAAGACCUUUCUUUCCCUGUGACGCACGCGAUGUUUCUCCGAUGUGUCAACCCGUCGCAAUGUAGCGCCAACUACUGGCGAGGAGGAUUUACUCUGUGUCAGAUUUAUUAUUUUUUUGGCCUUUAGUGUCGGCGGCUGGUAUCUGCAGCCUUCACGAGUACCCGAUAUCUUGAAAUGAGGCCGGUAUUGGCUCGAUAGCGAUUCCUGGUAUCGGUACUCGUACUACUCGCCCAUCCUGAUUAAAAUGAGUGUUAUAAAGGUCAUGAAAACACCAAAGCUAGUGGUGACACACAAUUUUUGCAAUACUAUAUUUCACUCACUGACAUUGCUGUGCUGCUAUCCUCUCCCCCAAAGUCAUAUGACAAGAUAUAAAAUUUGACCUUAACACACAUAAACAAACACUGUGGCGCACAUCCAUUCAGUGGGUAAUCCAGCACUAAUCCUCCCGCCCAAUCAGAUGAAGAGGGAGCGAGGUAUGACGAGAUGAGGGGGGAAAUGCAGUUCGGAAUCCACGGAGAUUUUUAUGUUACACUGGCGCUGCAGUUUUUGACCCCCGGCUCAGCCUUCAAAUCCUCCUCUCACAAAGUGAAGGCCACAUAGUCCCAAAGCUGCCUAUUCCUAGCCCUGUUGGAGUCAAGCCUGUCUGCCUCGGCGCACGCUUGAGGGGGCUCGCAUGAGUCACACCAGUCAACCAGAGACGAGUGACAGUGUGAUUCACAAGCAGAAAGAGAGGCUCCUUUUCUUGGCCUUCAAAUGGCAGCCAUUUGGGGCUUAUUGUUGCCUCUGCACCCCCUCGCUCGCGCAUCUUUGACAAGGACACUUGUGUCUCGCCUGACUCGCCACCCCCCGCCACCACUCUCUGCCCCAUCCCCGCUUGCACACACACUCAGCUGUUCAUUAGAUUUGACACCCCAACGCCGCCAGCCAUUGUCAGGACAAGGAAGGACAAAAUUGCUGGCAUGAGGUCUCUCAUAUUUGUUUUUAUUUAAUGAGACUGUGGGCCGAAGAUAAAGGUUACAUCCCCAAUUUUUAAUAAAAUCCGAGGAUGACAUUCAGAGUGCUCAAAUCAUGAUAUUUCCUUGUGACUUGUUUAAAGAUCAUAAUUACCUUCACGAGCUUCUUCUCAGAGCAGGAUGUGACCAUUUAGUGAACCUUUCUACCAUCCUUGAUUGGAGGCAGACAAAAAGGAACCACUUAAGUCUAAAUGAGCAAUUUAUCAAACGCGAUACAAUGUUUGAACAAAAUGGCAACUGUCCCCUCUUCAUAGUACCUCCGUCCAAUCAGUAGCUGCUCCUCCAAUCGUUCCUCGGAGCGGAGCGGCCUCCAAGCCAAUUAACUGGCAUCUCAGCUGGAGCUCCAAUUCACUUCAUCCAAUCAAAGCCCUCCUUUGAGAUCUACCUGUGGGAAACGACAACACGAUGCCUGCACUAUCUCUGUGCAUCAUGAGGACUUCAUGGUUGUUUGGACUUAUCUUGCUUGUCUAAUUCAUAAACCCAAAAAAGUCUAAUAAGGAAGAUUAUACAGAGCACAUACAUUUAAGACCAAAAUGGUCCUUACCCUGGCCAUAUUUAGUGGCAAAGUGGAUAGGGUUAGCCCAAUGACAAAAGAAAGUGGUUAUAUAAUACAGUAUGUAGUAUAAGACUUUAAGUUUUGUUGGCGAUAUUAAUGAAAAGUACAUUUAAAACAAAAUCUUGAAUAACUUUGGACUUGGAUUUGGGGGAAGGGCAGAAUUUAGUAAUACAAAAAGGUAAUAUUUUAUCUUCUAUCUUUUAUCUUUUGCCACUUUCUUGUGUCAUUUCACAUGAAAAAAAAUGUAAACAAAUUUAAAAAAUACAUUCUUAAAUCUUAACUCAAAUAGUGACGGUAUGAAUAAUAAUUAGUUUGAAGACCAUUUCUAAUUGACAUAAUAUUUUUGAAACUAUACAAAUUAUAACUGUUUUCACUUGAGCUGAACACGUGUUACAGUAAACUCAAUUUAAACAUCAGUGUGGUGUCGAAAACAAUUAUUUUUGGUCUUUUUUGUAAUUUGUUGAUUAUAAAGAAAAUGUAUAAUAGUGUUAAGUUGCCACAGCUCUGUGAGUUGUGUUCAAUUAUUGGAGGAUGCUGCCGCAGGUUAGCAUGAUCGCCUUAAUAUGGUGACUGAUGUAAAUAUGGGGGUGUGUUCCAAAAAAUACAAUAAAAAUGAGAAAAAAAUAGGAUAACGUAAUAGUUUUGUUUUUUCGUAGAACACAUGCUGGUUGGUAGUUUAGAAAUGUAUGGUGUGUUUUGUUUGUUUUUUUACCUGCCCGUGGUCUGCUUUUUAUACAUAAUGAAUUAUUGUUUUAUUCAUAUUUGUUGGUCAUUUAAAAAAAAAAAAAACUGUUUUUAAUAAGCAUGUUGUCAACAUCCAUUGUGACUUUUAACUGUCAUCGUGACUGUUCAUGCUUAGAAACACUGGAAACAAAAGAUUUUAAACAUAUUUGUUCCAGCUCUUGAAAUAGAAAACCAUGUAAUUUGUCUGGCGAAAUGAUAUUAUUUUAAAAAUCUCACAUGAAUUGAAAUUCAAAUGGUGAUCACUUGGGGGGGUUCAAAGGGUUUAUUAUUAUGUUUUAUCUGGUAAACCUCACUGGCCCCUUUUAAGCCGCACAUUGUUAUCAAAUUGAUCAAGUUAGUGGCUAUCAAUGGCUUUUCCCAUCAAUGCAGCAGAUGGUGACACAAAGUUGGCCAUUGUACUUGUGGUGUUUGUCUCAGGCAGCUCCGGGCAGCCUGCGUACACACAGAUUAUUUCACGAUUUCGUUUACGGCAGCACGCGCGGCGACAGUGCGCAGAUGUUAGACAAAGACAAAUAUAUAAAUAUAACAUAACUGUCAAGUUGCAGUCUUUACUUCCAGCUGGGUCGUUCUGGGUUCCCAUGGUUACGUUGCUCAGUAACAUCCUACUAAAAAACAGAAGCACAUUAACUUGAAUGAGCUUUCAUAAAAUCACUAAAUGUGUGUCACUUUAAUAACAAAAAGAAAAUUUGAAGACAAAAACAUGCAUUUAACUAUUUCUUUGGGGGUUUUUUUCUGAUGGUGGUGACAAUGUUUACUAUGUGGAUUAUUGAAUAAAGUAUGGAGCUGAACAACAA